Messenger RNA from Helianthus annuus (common sunflower), 1284 nucleotides. RefSeq lists its product as uncharacterized. The coding region runs from base 1 to 1284 and encodes 427 amino acids. The transcript is spliced from 2 exons. NCBI's taxonomy places the organism in Eukaryota, Viridiplantae, Streptophyta, Magnoliopsida, Asterales, Asteraceae. The record is from RefSeq and is a predicted model, not a curated record.
AUGGUUGAUAAUUAUGAUUUUGGUGAUGAAGAUGACAAAGAAUGUGUUGUAACGAAGGUGAAGAGGACAAGUGGUUCGAGCCAAGCAAAUGCGCCAAAAAAGCCAAGGCAAAAAGGACUUAUUGAUGUGUUUUAUCCUCCUAACCCUUUAGACAUACUAAAAGGUAGGAAAGGAGGAAAACAACAAACCAUAAAUGAAAUUUGUAAAAAAGAAUCGAGGGACAAAGUUUGCAUGGAGAUUGCUCGGUGGUUUUAUGACGCGGGUAUUCCUUUUCACGGGGCCACCUAUGAUAGCUUUCAUAUUAUGUUGGAAGCUGUGGCACAGUUUGGUCCGGGAUUCCGAGCACCUACUAUGUACGAAUUGAGGGUGCCUUUACUUACAAAAGAAGUAGAGGACACUAAAUGGGAGAUUGAUAAUCACAAAAAGGAAUGGGCUGCCAAAGGAUGUUCUAUAUUAUCAGAUGGAUGGCGUGAUUCGACUGUCCAAAAAGAUAUUAUCAACUUCUUGGUUAAUUCUCCUAAAGGGUCGGUGUUUGUGAAGUUGAUAGAUGUAUCAGAGAUCACGAAGGAUGCUCAUCAGCUGUUGGGGAUGCUUGAAGAAAUGGUGGAUGAAGUAGGAAAGGAAAACGUGGUGCAAGUGGUGACGGAUAAUGCAUCUAAUUAUAAAUCGGCAGGUACGUACUUAGAAGCUUCAAGAAAGCAUUUGAACUGGACACCAUGUGCGGCCCAUUGUAUUGAUCUCAUGUUAGAGGAUAUAGAGAAGAUUCCAAAUAUCAAGGAGUGUUUGAAAAAAGCAAUGUUCGCGAACGCCUAUAUAUAUAAUCAUACUAAACUUGUGAAUCUAAUGAGAAGAUUCACGAAUCAAAGAAAUUUGCAUAGGCCCGCGGUGACACGGUUUGCAACAUCAUUCAUCACCCUUGCGCAAAUGCACAAGCAAAAGAACAAUUUGCUAAAGAUGGUCAUGUCCGAUGAAUGGAGGGGUAGCAAAUGGGCGAAGGAAGCGGGUGGGAGGAAAGUAGCAUCUACCUUUCAACAAGAAAGAUUUUGGAGAAACAUUGUUUAUGCUCUCAAGUUGACAGGACCGCUUGUUAAAGUUCUUAGGAUUGUUGAUGGGGAUAAGAAGCCCGCCAUGGGGUACAUCUAUAACGCUAAGACAAGGGCUAAGGAUGCCAUUGCAGCUAGUUUUUUGAAUAAAAAGCGGGAGUAUAAAAAAACCUUUGCGAUCAUUGACAAACGAUGGGAAUGUCAGCUUCAUAGCCUUUACAUGCUGCUGGAUUUUUUUUGA